This is a messenger RNA of Hymenoscyphus albidus, 805 nucleotides long. The record is from the annotation of a GenBank genome assembly. Lineage: Eukaryota; Fungi; Ascomycota; Leotiomycetes; Helotiales; Helotiaceae.
CACUCAGCAGCCAGGUCCCGGCCUCCUAUCAGAACAAGCUAUGGCGACCAUUCACAAGCAGAUGUUGCAGCCCCUCGUUUGGAGUUCCACUGAUUGGAUCAUGGUGUAAGCUUGCAACGAGAUGAGGCGGGGUAUUUGAGAGCUUGUUUGAGGAGUUUCGAGCUUGUUUUCUCAACCACAACUUCGACCUUCAUACCUACUUUUACAACCUCAACACCAAACACAAACCCUUCAAAUCCAUCAAUCCCCAUCAUCCUCCUCAUUCUCCAAAAUCAAACAAACAGAAUGGACUUCAUCAAAAAAGCCGUAGGAGCCGACUCCCAAGACUCCACCACCAACACCACCUCUCAACAAACCCAACAAACCCAACAACACACCUCCUCCUCGUCAUCAGGAGAAUACAACCAACACUCUUCUUCCACCGAAAAGAAAGAAGGAGGCGGUGGAUUCCUCUCAGGCAUCACCGAAAAACUCAACGGCGCAGCAGGAGGAGGAAAAGAAAGUGAGAAGAAUGAGGAUUAUUUGGAUAAAGGUAUCCCAUUCCCCCUUCCCCCUCCACACCCCUCCUUUCCCCUUUCCCCCACACACCCCCCAAAUCACAAAUAAAAAUAAAUAAAAACUGAUGAUAAACAAAACAGGCGUAGACUUCGUCCAACAACACAUCCUCGGCCAAGGCCCCCAAGACAACGAGUCCGCCAUUGAACAAGCGAAAGAUGAGAAGAUCAGUGAUUUCAUAAGGGGGAAGUAUAAGGAUACUACCGGUAAGGAGAUUCCGAUCGAGGAUAAGAAGACGACUUGGGGUUAG